AUGGCUCACGAUCCACCCCCAACGAAGGUCACUGUCCUGAUUUCAGGCGAAGGCUCCAACCUACAAGCCCUCAUCGAUGCAUCAAGCUCUCUGAUGCCCUACCUCCGGAUUGUACGAGUAAUCUCCAACAAGGCGGGAGCCAAUGGACUCAACCGGGCCAAGGCAGCGUCCAUUCCAACUACAUACCAUAAUCUUGUGGCUGGGAAAUACCACAAGCCAGGGGAGAAGGAUCCAAACGUGAUAAAGGAAGCUCGGGAGAGGUACGACGCGGACCUAGCAAGCUUGAUUUUGAAAGACUCGCCCGACCUUGUUGCGUUGCCGGGGAAAUAUGACGGCACGAGAGCUAUAGAGAGGGCUUACGAUGAUUAUCACAAGGGGAAACUGGAACACGAUACUACGGGUAUCAUGGUGCAUUAUGUCAUCAGUGAAGUCGAUAGGGGAACGCCCAUAGUGGUCAGGCAGGUAAAAUGCAAGACGCCGGAAACACUAGACGAAUUAAAGAAUCGAAUGCACCAGGAGGAGCAUCAGCUUAUCAAGGAAGGUACUCAGAUGGCAAUCCACAAUCUUUGGGAAGAGAGGGCGAAAAGUGGAUGA
Messenger RNA from Venustampulla echinocandica, 594 nucleotides. RefSeq lists its product as uncharacterized. The coding region runs from base 1 to 594 and encodes 197 amino acids. Gene Ontology annotation, molecular function: phosphoribosylglycinamide formyltransferase activity. Gene Ontology annotation, biological process: 'de novo' IMP biosynthetic process. Gene Ontology annotation, cellular component: cytoplasm. The transcript has 2 exons. The record is from RefSeq and is a predicted model, not a curated record. NCBI's taxonomy places the organism in Eukaryota, Fungi, Ascomycota, Leotiomycetes, Helotiales, Pleuroascaceae.